UGCGAACCAGGGCAAAAGCAUAGGUUAUCAACUGAACCUUGAAUAUGCCUCAAAAUAAAUAUGUUUCAUCGAAUAUCCAUCCACUUCGAUAUAAAAUGUCCAGUCAAAACGAAAAGAUAACGGUUAUUAACCAAUAACCAAAUGGCUCUACUUCGUUUCGGUUAUGGACUUCGAACUCUUCCAACUAUCUCUUCAGAACUCAAAUGUCUCAAAGUUCAACAAUCUAGGGUCGGUCGUAGAUUACUAUUAGGAAUUGGAACUCCAUUUUUAGGUAAUCAAUUCUUGAAAAUGGCUGGUAAUAGCAGCAGUACUGGUGGUGGUGGAGGGAAAUAUUUCUUAGCUUCUGCUAAACAACCAAGUGCUCCCCCAAUCCAAGAGAUACUGAAGAAUGUAGAUUGGCCAGCUGAUUUUCCCUAUACAGCCCAGGAUUUUCAGCGGUUUGAUGAGUCAUCAGAUUUGGUGUUUUACGAAAGUCCACGGUUUGUGACGCAUAUAGAUGAUCCUGCUAUUGCUGCACUUACCAAGUACUAUUCAAAGGUUUUCCCUCCUAGCAACACUCCUGGAAUAAGUCUACUGGAUUUGUGCAGCAGCUGGGUAAGCCAUUUUCCAGCAGGAUACAAGCAAGACAAGGUUGUUGGCAUGGGUAUGAACGAAGAAGAGCUUAAAAGAAAUCCAGUUCUCACAGAGUAUAUUGUACAAGACCUAAAUGUAGACCCCAAACUUCCAUUUGAAGAUAAUUCUUUUGAUGUUAUAACUAAUGUGGUUAGUGUUGAUUACCUGACGAAGCCAAUUGACGUUUUCAAAGAGAUGUGUAGAGUUCUGAAGCCAGGAGGUUUAGCUAUAAUGAGUUUCUCAAAUCGGUGUUUCUUCACAAAAGCAAUCUCUAUUUGGACAUCAACUGGUGAUCCUCAUCACGUUCUGAUUGUUGGGUCUUAUUUUUACUACGCCGGUGGUUUUGAACCUCCUCAGGCACUGGAUAUAUCUCCGAAUCCUGGACGUUCAGAUCCAAUGUAUAUCGUGUAUUCUCGAAAGGUAAAUAAUACAGCUUAAGCAGACGAUAUAGUGAAAUUUACUUUUCCCCCAAAUAUGCAAGAACAAUAUCUGUUCAGGGAUAUACAUGAACGGUUCCGGUAACAAAAUUCCUUCAUCUGGUCAGGAAAGAGUUCUGAUAAGUUUGUCUUUACAGAAUUGUAACAUUAUCUGUAUUAGAAAUGAAUGCAAAUCAGUAGUUCAUAUUGAAUAGUGACUACCUCUUAAGCUUCUGAUUGGUUAAAGGGACUGAACGAUUUACUUACA
Messenger RNA from Papaver somniferum (opium poppy), 1296 nucleotides. RefSeq lists its product as uncharacterized. The transcript has 8 exons. Gene Ontology annotation, molecular function: S-adenosylmethionine-dependent methyltransferase activity. The record is from RefSeq and is a predicted model, not a curated record. NCBI's taxonomy places the organism in Eukaryota, Viridiplantae, Streptophyta, Magnoliopsida, Ranunculales, Papaveraceae. Bases 142 to 1050 code for a protein of 302 amino acids.